Messenger RNA from Amorphotheca resinae ATCC 22711, 630 nucleotides. RefSeq lists its product as hypothetical. Gene Ontology annotation, cellular component: cytoplasm. Lineage: Eukaryota; Fungi; Ascomycota; Leotiomycetes; Helotiales; Amorphothecaceae. The transcript is spliced from 2 exons. Gene Ontology annotation, biological process: IMP salvage; GMP salvage; hypoxanthine metabolic process. The record is from RefSeq and is a predicted model, not a curated record. Gene Ontology annotation, molecular function: hypoxanthine phosphoribosyltransferase activity. The annotation marks the transcript as partial.
UCUUUGCGACAGGUCCACAAAUUGUGCCAGGAGGCCGCGCCCCGCAUUCUGGAAGAAUUCCAACCUCAGCUCAUGAUCGCCAUCGGUGGUGGUGGCUACGUGCCUGCUCGAAUUUUGCGAUCCUUUCUCAAGCAGCCCGGCUCCCCCAACAUCCCUAUCCAAGCGAUCGGCCUGUCCCUCUACGAAACCCUCCCUUCCACCCACCCGUCUGCCUCCAACACUCCUGGCGAGGUCGAGCAGCCCGGGACCAAAGUCACUCGAACUCAGUGGGUCGACCUGACGAGUCUGGGGGAGAUGGAGAACCUGGUCGGGAAGCGGAUCCUGAUCGUGGAUGAGGUCGAUGAUACGAGGACGACGUUGGAAUACGCGGUCAAGGAACUGGAGAAAGAUGUUGAGCUCGCCAGACAGAAACUGGGCUACCAGGGGGAGAAGACCAUCUUCUCGAUAUUCGUUCUGCAUAACAAGAACAAGGUGAAGAAAGGCCGUCUUCCAGAGGACAUGCUCAACGAGAAUAGGUACUUGGCAGCUAGAACAGUGGAAGAUGUUUGGAUUUGUUAUCCUUGGGAGGCUACGGAUAUUGAGGAGCACGAUGAGUUGGCUCGACAGCAGCAGUUAGCUGCGAGUAAGUAG